UAUCCUUUCAGGGCGAUGGGGAGUGAUGAUUUCUUUUGUUCCCUUUUUGUUUUUUAUCUGGCAUAAUUAAUUCUCAAAGGUCAAACCUGGACAUUGAAUUCUCAAAAGAAAAUAAAAGGUAAAACCCUGGAAGGUAUAAGCAAACAUGGAUAGAUGAUGGUGUCUAAUUACUGGUCGGUAUUUUCUGUUUCUUGAAUCUCGCAAAAGCCAGCAUUCUCAUUCCUUCUUCGGCAAAGAUGCAAGUUAUCGGUUCUGCUAUGGAACCAGAGAAGCACCAUGACUACCACCUUCUUCCUGAUUCAGAAUCGGCUUUGCCUGUGAGAAAUGAUCUGAAGAAUGGAAGAAGAAGAGAAGGAGUCACUGGAAGUGAAUCCCACAAAUCCAAGCUCCCGGAGGGUACUCCUGUUCAUCGGAAGGCUUAUCUAAACAAAUUUGCUCUUGCUGGUGCCAUUUUGGCUUCUACAAACUCUAUUCUAUUGGGCUAUGAUAUUGGGGUGAUGAGUGGCGCAGUGCUCUUCAUCAGGGAGAAUCUUAAUAUUUCAUCAACCCAAAUAGAGAUCUUGGUGGGUUCUCUAAAUGUGUGUUCCUUGAUCGGAUCGCUAGCCUCAGGUAAGACCUCAGAUUGUAUUGGCAGGCGGUACACCAUUAUCCUAGCAGCAGCCACCUUCCUUAUAGGCGCAAUCCUGAUGGGCCUCGCACCAUCAUUCCCAUUCCUCAUGGCCGGACGGGUAGUUGCCGGCAUCGGAGUCGGCUACUCGCUCAUGAUUGCUCCUCUGUACGUAGCUGAGCUCUCCCCAGCACUCACACGAGGCUUUCUCACCUCCCUACCUGAAGUCUUCAUCAAUGUCGGAAUCCUUCUCGGUUACAUUUCCAACUACACCUUAUCGAGCCUCCCACAGUACAUGAACUGGAGACUUAUGCUCGGGCUUGCAGCUUUUCCGGCCAUUGCCGUUGCAGUGGGUGUCCUGGCAAUGCCAGAGUCACCAAGGUGGCUGGUCAUGAAAGGCCGUUUAGGAGAAGCAAAGCAGGUUUUGAUUAAAAUAUCGGAAACUGAAGAGGAGGCUGAACUCAGACUUGCAGACAUGGUGAAAGCCGCUUCUUUCUCCGGCCAUGUUUCUGCUUCUUCGUCUUCAAGUAACUGGCAUGGGCAAGGUGUUUGGAAAGAACUUCUGUUAACUCCAUCUCGGCCCAUCCGCCGGAUUCUCAUAGCUGCCAUUGGGGUCAACUUCUUCAUGCAAGCCUCCGGCAAUGAUGCAGUUAUCUAUUACAGUCCAGAAGUGUUCAGGGACGCUGGAAUUCACAACAAGAAACACCUUGUGGGUGUUACAGUCAUCAUGGGAAUUGCCAAAACAUUCUUCGUUUUGUUGUCGGCCCUCUUCCUGGACCGGUUCGGUAGGCGGCCACUCUUGCUGUUGGGCUCAGCCGGUAUGACAAUAUCACUGGCUGGGCUCGGCCUAGGCUCCAAAUUUCUCGAGUAUUCCAACAGCAACCCUGACUGGGCCAUUGCAUUGUGUGUAGUUGCCCUGUGUGCAGCUGUUUCCUUCUUUUCAAUUGGGCUCGGCCCCGUUACAUGGGUCUACUCGUCGGAGAUAUUCCCGACUAGGUUACGUGCACAGGGUUCGAGCCUGGCCAUCUCCGUGAACAGGUUGGUGAGUGGAGUGGUGGCCAUGACAUUCUUAAGCAUUUCCAGGGGGAUAACAUUUGGAGCCAUGUUUUUUGCUCUUGCCGGAAUAAUGGCCGUGGGUACGGUUUUCUUUUACUGCUACUUGCCGGAAACGAAAGGCAAGAGCUUAGAAGAGAUUGGGGCACUUUUCGAGGAUGAAGUUGAUGAGAAUCCCGAGGCCCUCCUUUCUUAGCACAACGUUUUGCCCACUUUUGCCAAUCAUUUCCCAAGUUUAUGUUUUGUUUGUCACUUUGAGGUGUCUAAAUACUUCAAAAAGAAUCAAGCAUUUUCUCACUGGCAAUCAUUUUUCAAACCUAUCGAAUAAUGGCAAAGGGACUUAUUUCCAAUAACAUAUAAUAUUAUAGAAUGGAGGAAACAGAAUUCUCGAGUUUC
Messenger RNA from Carya illinoinensis, 2056 nucleotides. RefSeq names its product probable polyol transporter 6. Gene Ontology annotation, molecular function: carbohydrate transmembrane transporter activity. Bases 237 to 1856 code for a protein of 539 amino acids. Lineage: Eukaryota; Viridiplantae; Streptophyta; Magnoliopsida; Fagales; Juglandaceae. Gene Ontology annotation, cellular component: membrane. The transcript has 2 exons. The record is from RefSeq and is a predicted model, not a curated record. Gene Ontology annotation, biological process: transmembrane transport.